Molecule: messenger RNA, 3805 nt
Organism: Silurus meridionalis
Lineage: Eukaryota; Metazoa; Chordata; Actinopteri; Siluriformes; Siluridae
Gene: oscp1b
Product: organic solute carrier partner 1b
Exons: 10
Coding region: 124-1266 (380 amino acids)
Biological process (GO): transport
Cellular component (GO): cytoplasm; plasma membrane
Source: RefSeq, a predicted model, not a curated record
UGGCGGAUCCCAGACGCUCGCGCAUCCUCAGUGCGCAGUAUCUGAUAGCGUUACACAGUGCGGUAUUUUCGGGCCAGGCUGCGGUCAUUCUCAGCGCGCUGGUUUGUGGGGGUGAACGGCAACAUGUCAACGCGAACGCUGCCUCUUGUGUUUAUUAAUCUCGGAGGGGAAAUGCUGUACAUCUUGGACCAGCGCCUGCGAGCGCAGAAUAUCCCCACCGACAAAGCUAAGAAAGUGAUGAAUGAUAUCAUCACCACAAUGUUCAACAAGAAGUUCUUAGAGGAGCUUUUUAAGCCACAAGAGCUGUACUCCAAAAAGGCUUUGAGGACGGUUUUUGAUCGACUUGCCCAUGCUUCUAUAAUGAGACUUAACCAAGCCAGUAUGGACAAGCUUUAUGACUUGAUGACUAUGGCUUUUAAAUAUCAAGUCCUUUUAUGCCCUCGCCCUAAAGAUAUUCUACUUGUGACCUUCAACCACAUGGAUGCUAUAAAGGAGUUUGUGCGAGACACCCCCAGCAUUCUCAGCCAGGUGGAUGAAACAUAUAGGCAACUCAUCCAGAUAUAUACUCCUUUAUCUUGUGGGGAAUUUCAACUAAUUAGACAAACAUUGCUCAUCUUCUUUCAGGAUAUGCAUAUUAGAGUGUCUAUAUUUCUGAAAGACAAAGUGCAAAAUUCCAAUGGACGUUUUGUACUUCCUACAUCAGGACCUCUUCCAUAUGGCACUCACUCCCCAGGACUCAUACGAAUGUUUAGCUGUAAUGGUGAGGAGGUGAAGAGGUUGCAGUUUCGUGAUGGGGGAAACUACACAGCUGCUCUCCGUGAGGGUUCUUUCGAACUGUUUGGUGACCGAGUUAUCAAGCUAGGCACAAACAUGUAUAGUGUAAGUCGCCCCGUGGAGACACACAUGUCUGGAACCUCUAAGAUUUCAUCACAACGCACAAAGGUCAACACAAUACCAAACCCACUGGCAAAAGAAGAGCUGAAUCUACUUGCAAAACUGAUGGGAGGUUUGGAGAUUCGAAAACCAAGCAACACUGACUCUGGUUUCCGUGUCAACCUCUUUGCUACUGAUGAGGAGGAAGAGGAGGCUUUGAUAUCAAGACCAGCGGAGCUCUCUUACGGAGUAAUAAAUAUUCAAGCAACCAAGGAUAGCCAAGCUAAUGCAGAGUUGGUAAAGAUCAUGGGGGAGUUCACAGAGUCAGAAGAACCAGUUCCAAGCUCCAGCAGCAAAGGUGAUGACCUUUUGGCAAUGAUGGAUGGCCUCUGAUGUGCAGAGAAUAUACAUUUGGAUUUUGUAAAACAGUCUAGCUUGUGCAUGGUGUGCUUCGCGGUCUCAUGCAGAAAGCUGAGAGAACAGCCAUCUUUUAAAAUGCCAAUAACUAGGAGCUGUGUUUGCACUGGUAGUCGAUCAUUGUCCGACACCAUCCAUCCUGUUUGGGUGCAGCCGAUGUUGGGGAUUCUUUAAAUCUGAGCAGUUGCUGUGAAAUCAUAACUUAAUGUUAAUGUAAAUUUCACUGGACAAACCAGUUGUUCCAUCAACAAAUGUCAUUCAUGGACAUUAACUCCAUGAAAAUAUCAAUUAAAACUCGGGAAAGGUAUUGGCAACCUUUUCAGAAUAUGAGUUAACCUCUGUUAAAACAUCAGUACAAUAACAAAGCACCAGGGCAGUUACUAAAACUGCACAUACAAACGUUUACAGCUAAACUUAACCAUAGCGUAAUGGUUUAUUGCGCCAUACAUAGCCUUGCCAGCUACAGGCUGGAAUUAAAACACUAAGAAAAGUGAUUUCCUGUGGAGGACUUGUAAACUGAUGUCAUCUCAGUUCUACCUUUUUUAAAAUAAUACUGACAUCACUUUCAUUGAGAUUUGCACUUUGUGUAGCUGUGUUUUACCAAUUUGUAUUCCUAUACCAACUCCUUGUGGAAGCUUUAAUACUUAUGUACACUACAUCCUGUUCCUAUCAUAGCCUUGUUUCGUUAUAAUGUGAUACCCUGUAAUGCUUAGAGUAGCUAUAUAUAAUAUAGUUCAACAAGGUAAUAGAAAUGCUAUGAACUUUGUCAAAACUAAGGAGUAUGACUCAUGAGAAAUAGAAACUACACCUUCUUUACAACUGUUUUUUUUUUAUUAAUUUUGGGUCAUAAUAACAAAUAAUCUGGUCCUAGGCAGGUUUCAGUAUGAAUUUAAAUACAGCUUAGAUGAACAACAUCACAUGACAUAUUACAUGUGUUGUUAUGUGGUUCACCAAAAUGGAGAAGAUAUGCAUAAAAACCAUAAUCAUAAGUAUAUCUUAUGAUUCGAUAGCUCGUAGAACCUUAUUUUGCAGCAAUAAACUAAAGAAAUCAUGUGCUGUAUGACUUUUAUCAGUUUCUCACAUUGGUGUGGAGGUAUUUUUGACUCACUCUUCUUAACAAUAUUGUUUUAGUUUUUAUUUGUUUAUUCACAGCUCUCUUGAGGUCCUGCUACAGCAAUUCAGGCAAGUUGAGGUCUGGCCUUUGACUGGGCCAUUGCAACAUCUUGAGUUUGUUUUCUUUUAGCCAUUUUGUUGUAGAUUUGCUGGUGUGCUUAGUGUCCUGUUGCGAUUACAGGCAUUAGCUGCCAGACACAUAGCCCCACAUUUGACUCUAGAAUAUUUGGUGCACAGCAGAGUUCAGUGACUGCAAUGAUCUGUGGCCCAUAUCAUAAUCAUCCCCCCAAGCCCUCCCUAAACCUAAGCCAUGCUGCCUUCUUCUUGUUGAUGUAAAUCUUGUUUGCAGUUAUAAUUAUGAGCUUUAAAUUGUUUGGACAUGGCCUUAUAACCUUUCCAAGACCGAUGGGCAGCCACAGUCACCUUGAUGCCUUUUCCUCUUUGGCAUUGUGUUAACACACACCUGAAUGCUCCAGAUCAGCAAACUACUAAAACAUAAGCUUUUUCAAAGGUGGCCACACUUGCUGAUAAUCAGCUAAUCAAGAUGAUUUGAUCAGUAGCACUCAGCUAUUGCAUAGCCUUUUAAUAUAAAUAAUUAGCUUUUUAUUUUUGUAAUUAUAAAUAAAGACACGUCAUGUGGUGGUGUUCAUUUGAGGUUGUAGUUACCUAAUUGUAAGGCCUGCUAAGGACCAGAUGAUUUUUAUUAUGUCCUGAUACACAAAACCAUAGAAUUUGAAGAGAGUGUGCUUUCUUUCAGUCUAUAUAUGAGAAUCUCAUACUUACACCAGAGAACAAAGAGUAAAGAGUAAAUGAUCAUUUUUAGCUUGAAUGCUGCAUGCUUGGCUGCAUGUGAACCUUAGGUGAAAUAAUGACAGAUGUACCACAAAUUCAAAUCUGAACCCAUAACAUUUAAUUAGUAUUGACAAAAUAAAUUAUCAGUCAUAACUAUCAGAGUUAGCUGUCUCAAAAUAAGAUCAAUUAAAAGGUCUCUGCUUGUUGUAUUCUUUGGUUCUGCAUUUUUCAUCUACCACACCCACCCACACACACACACACACACACACACACACACACACACACAUAUGCGACCUUUAGAUUAGAAAACUGAAUCAUCUUUUUGCAUGAAAUGCACUUGAGUGCUAUAGAGGCCCUGUAACUGGCCUUAGUGUUCAGGGUUUUUUUGUGUAAUUUUCAGAUAUUUCAGUUAACAUGUGAAUUUAUUUGAAUGUAUAUUAUUUUAAUUUGUCACCUAGUAAAAUUGUGUAAGAUGUGUACAGAUGUGUAAAGAUUGCAUAAAAUACCCUCCCUAUCAUGUUUAAAAUAUGUUAACUUAAUUUUCUGUGUUUUCAAUCAUUCAUAAUGUUUAUUCAUACAUAAUUCACAAAAUAAAAAUUAAGACAUCCAA